CAGUUUAGUAUUUGGAAUUCUCCGCAAUGAGUUGGAAGUGUAAGAGACAAACCAUAUACAUUAUAGCUGCUGCAUUGGGCGACAUACUGCUAAUAGCAUUCCUCCGAUACGUUUGGCAUCUCACUCUAUUCGAUGUUUUCCUGUUCAUUGCGCUUAUACUGCUGAGCGGAGCUGCCGUCUACGUGGACUGUUGGAUAAGCCUGGAACAUCCAACACUCAUUCUGGCUGGCAUCCUGGCUGUACCACUCGGCUGCAUCCAUCUACUGCUCUGGCGAAUCGACAUUUCAACUGAACUUUGGGCUGGAUUUAAAAUAUUACCGAAAAUCGGCCACGUUUUAGUUUUAACUUUUCUUUUAGUCUUUCCUGCGUUUUGGCUAUUUCUUGCAUUUUUCUACUUUCACAAUCUGAACAACAACACCUCAGCGGGUAUACAUUGGAGAGACUCAUAG
Molecule: messenger RNA, 449 nt
Organism: Drosophila obscura
Lineage: Eukaryota; Metazoa; Arthropoda; Insecta; Diptera; Drosophilidae
Exons: 4
Coding region: 27-449 (140 amino acids)
Source: RefSeq, a predicted model, not a curated record